UCUGCUCUUAGGCAACUACCACCACAGCAGCUGCUAGAACACACCCGGACCGACAGAGAGAGCACUUGUUGCUGUUGACGUUUUGGUACCUGCCCUUGUUUAGCGGAGAUCUGGUUCUUUCAGGGGGGAACAGACAGAAAAACGACGGUCCUAGGCAGCGAUUUGGGUCCCCACUUUUUCAAACGAGAGACACGAGAGACAAAAGAGCAGAGAUAUGUCUUCUCCCACCAUGACCGAGGGUGCUCUGCCGGCGACACCGAACAACCUGGACCACGGAAAUGGAGGACGGGAACAAACUUCGGCGUCGCCAAUGCCACCCCCGCCCCCAUUCAACACGCCCUCGGGGACUAUGGGCGCAGGGGAUGUCCCCGUGGCAAUGGACUCUGCCCAAGGUGGGGACGAAGUGACCGGUGCUGCUUUGGCCAAUAUGCUGUCGGGCAUCGGUAUCAGCGACAACGCCUCAGGGGACGCGGUUUCAGCGACGCCCCGGAGUGGAGGGGGGCAGGGCGUCGACCAAGAUGACGAUGAUGACGACGAGGACUACGUGGAUGGGGAGGAUAACGAGGUAGAGCUACCGCCAGAAGUGAUGAAGAGGCUGUACGAGCUCAAGGCCCUGCAGUCAGAGAAGGACGUGAUUUACGGAAAGUACAAGGCGAAGCGCGCGGAGCUGGAGAUGGAGUUUGCCAAGGAGUACGGAGCGAUCUACAGCCGCCGGGCGGAGGUUGUGGCGGGGAGGUCGAGGGAUAUUGACGAUCCGGAGCCCGAGCUUGGCGCGCAGGGGGAGGGAGGGGCGGGCGGCGAAGCGGCUGGGGGAGAGGUUGGCGUGCCGCACUUCUGGAUGCAGUGCAUGCUUCACCACGAGGCCCUGCACGAUGUCAUUUGCGAGCCGGACCUGGAGGCGCUGUACUACCUGUCGGACGUACGCUGCGUGGACAAGGACACUCUCCUCGGGUUCACCCUCGAGUUCCACUUCGACGACAACCCAUACUUCUCGAACGCGGUGCUCACCAAGCGAUACGACACCGCCAACAUCAUGGACCAGGGAGAACCCCUUCUGGAGGGAGUCGAGGGAACGCCGAUCGAUUGGAAAUCCGGGCGAAACCUGUGCGAGAAGACCAUCAGGAGGAAGAUCAAGAGAGGGGGCUCCAGGAGCGGGGAGACGAGAACCAUCACCAAGGUGGAGAAGACGGAAAGCUUCUUCAAGUUCUUCCAGAACCCGGUCAUGUACGAAGACGAGGAUGAUGAAGAGGACGACGAGGAGGGUUUGGACGAGACGGAGGGGCCUUCUGACGACGACGUGGAGGGGGGAACGCUGGUUGGAGGCCACGAGGCAGUAGGCGAUGGAGAGGGCGCAGAAGGGGCCGUGAAGAAAUUGAGUUUCCAGGCGCCUACGGGGUUCGAGGCUCCCACCAGCGGCAGCGGCCCUGCGGACGGGAAAGAAUGCAAGCAGAGCUGA
Messenger RNA from Ectocarpus siliculosus, 1456 nucleotides. The record is from the annotation of a GenBank genome assembly. NCBI's taxonomy places the organism in Eukaryota, Phaeophyceae, Ectocarpales, Ectocarpaceae.